Molecule: messenger RNA, 767 nt
Organism: Perca fluviatilis (European perch)
Lineage: Eukaryota; Metazoa; Chordata; Actinopteri; Perciformes; Percidae
Product: protein EFR3 homolog B-like
Exons: 7
Coding region: 290-607 (105 amino acids)
Biological process (GO): protein localization to plasma membrane
Cellular component (GO): plasma membrane
Source: RefSeq, a predicted model, not a curated record
GUGUGUGUGUGUGUGUGUGUGUGUGCAGGUGAUAGAGAGUCGUCAGAGCAGCGCUCCACACCUGCUGCCUGAAGAUGUUUUCGGUGACAAACCCAGACUGCCAGAAGGUGAGCUGAAAGUAGACGAAGACUUCCUGUUCUCCCAGUCGAAGAUCUGCGAGGCUCUGACAGGAAGUGGCUACAGUGCACACGCCGAACGUUUCAACACGCCAUACACGCCUCAGAUAACCGAUGAGGACCGUCUGUCGAAGAGGAAAAGUAUCGGAGACGUCAUCUCUCUGCAGAUAGACAUGGACCCUGAGUACUGUGAUACAGAGCAGAAACCUGAGACGGAGCAGAUCACCUUUGAGACUCUGAAGAACGCCAUUGAUGAUAGAGGCAGCGUGGAGGAGGACGAGCGCCGGAGAAUGCAGGUGAUGGAGAAGUUCCAGACAGCUCCGUUCGAAGAGAUCGCUGCUCACUGUGGAGCCAGGACCUCUCUGCUUCAGUCCAGACUGGAUCACAUCUUUGAUUUGAUCAUCCGUCCUCCUCCGUCUCCGUCUGGACACUCUCCACCUCGCUCCACUCCGCUCUAUGAGAUGAAGUUUCCAGACCUGUGUGUCUAUUAGACCCUCAGGACUCAUGUUGAGACCCUUUCCUGUUGACUCCCUGGGACCUGUGUGUCUCCUAGAACCUCAGGACUCAUGUUGAGGCCCUUUCCUGUUGACUCCCUGGGACCUGUGUGUCUAUUAGACCCUCAGGACUCAUGUUGAGACCCUUUCCUGUUGA